AAGAAGUAAAUAAUAAUACGACGAAUAUAAUCGCAGUCUAUUAAAAAUGUCCUCGACAUCGGCGGCUGCAUCAAAUGCAGCGCCCGCUAAAACCGAAGUGCGCUAUGUGACAGAAGUGCCCAGUAGUCUCAAGCAACUGGCCCGCUUGGUGGUGCGAGGAUUUUAUUCCCAGGAAGACGCGCUCAUCAUUGACAUGCUGGUGCGGAAUCCGUGUAUGAAGGAGGAUGAUAUCGGGGAAUUGUUGCGCUUCGAGAAGAAGCAGCUACGCGCCCGGAUCACAACAUUGCGAACGGACAAGUUUAUACAGAUACGUCUAAAGAUGGAAACGGGUCCGGAUGGAAAGGCGCAGAAAGUGAACUACUACUUUAUCAACUAUAAGACAUUUGUGAACGUGGUCAAGUACAAGCUGGAUCUGAUGCGCAAGCGUAUGGAGACGGAAGAACGCGACGCGACCAGUCGAGCCAGUUUCAAGUGCUCCACGUGCUCCAAGACAUUCACAGACCUCGAGGCGGAUCAGCUGUUUGACAUGGCCACACUGGAGUUCCGAUGCACGUACUGUGGCAGCUCCGUGGAGGAGGACAGUGCGGCGAUGCCAAAGAAGGACUCACGUCUAAUGCUGGCCCACUUCAACGAGCAACUGCAGCCGCUUUACGAUCUGCUGCGCGAGGUGGAGGGCAUUAAGUUGGCCCCAGAAGUGUUGGAACCGGAGCCUGUGGAUAUUGACACAAUACGCGGCAUUACCAAGCCGAAUGCUUUGCGUCCGGACAGUAUGCAAUGGUCCGGAGAGGCGACACGUAACCAAGGCUUUGCCGUGGAGGAGACACGGGUGGAUGUCACCAUUGGCGGCGACGAUAGCUCCGAGACGGUGGUGGAACGCAAAUCGCGACCCAUUUGGAUGACGGAGAGCACUGUGAUAACCGAUGCGGAUGCCAGCGAUGGCAACUCACUUAGUGAGGCGGCACAGCCGUCGACCACAUCCGGGCAUCGCAGUAAAAAGGAGAAUGAGGACAUUAUGUCGGUGCUGCUGCAGCACGAAAAACAACCGGGACAGAAGGAGGCGCAUUUGAAAGGCCUGCGCAAAGGAUCCUCCAAUGCGAACUCCAGUGAUUCCAGCGACGAUGAGAAUGAUAUUGACAACACCAAGAUUCCAAAUCUCAAUUUCGACAAUUAUAUCAACUCGGAAUCGGAGGAGGACGAUGACGAUGUGCCUACAGUGCUGGUGGCUGGACGUCCACAUCCGUUGGAUCAGCUGGACGAUACGCUGAUUGCCCAAAUGACGCCGCAGGAGAAGGAGAACUACAUACACGUCUAUCAACAGCACUAUAGCCAUAUAUACGACUGAUUCUUCUCCAACUAGGGCUUAAGUAUAUAGUCUCAAUGUUAGUUUAAGUGGCUUAUUAAAUUGGCACACAAGUAACGUUA
Drosophila innubila is the source of this 1422-nucleotide messenger RNA. It is a transcript of the gene TfIIEalpha, whose product is annotated as general transcription factor IIE subunit 1. Gene Ontology annotation, cellular component: transcription factor TFIIE complex. Bases 47 to 1342 code for a protein of 431 amino acids. Gene Ontology annotation, biological process: transcription open complex formation at RNA polymerase II promoter; transcription initiation at RNA polymerase II promoter. The record is from RefSeq and is a predicted model, not a curated record. The transcript is spliced from 2 exons. NCBI's taxonomy places the organism in Eukaryota, Metazoa, Arthropoda, Insecta, Diptera, Drosophilidae.